This is a messenger RNA of Gossypium arboreum, 1164 nucleotides long. RefSeq lists its product as uncharacterized. The record is from RefSeq and is a predicted model, not a curated record. Bases 1 to 1164 code for a protein of 387 amino acids. The transcript is spliced from 7 exons. Lineage: Eukaryota; Viridiplantae; Streptophyta; Magnoliopsida; Malvales; Malvaceae.
AUGUCUAGAGUUUUAAUAAAGGUGUCUAGCCCUUUGGGACAAACUGUGUCUAUGGACCGAGUGUGCCGAAGAUGCCCAUUGAUAAUACAGGAUUGCUAUAAAAAGAGGUUCAGUAUUCAAACAGAAGAUGGAGACAGAAUUGAAGUGAAUGUUGGAAGUCAAUGUAGCAAAAUCAGAACCGUAUGUGAGUUUCCAGAUGUAUUUCCUGAAGAAUUAUCGAGUUUACAACCUGACAGAGAACUUGAAUUUGCUAUUGAGGUGUAUCUGGAGACAGAACAUGAUCAACAUCUCAGAAUAGUUCUACAGAUUCUACGAGAAAAACAGUUGUACGGGAAGGUGAGUAAAUGUGAAUUCUGGUUAUUGGAGGUGGUGUUUUUGGGACAUGUUGUGUCUAUUGAUGGAAUCAGAGUUGAUCCGAAGAAGAUUGAGGCGAUUGUUCAAGGGAAGGCACCAAAGAACGUAUCCGAGUGCCAGAAGAGUUUUGAGACAUUGAAGCAAAUGUUGACUGAGGCACCUAUUUUAACCUUACUAAAGUCAGGAAAGGACUUUGUUGUAUACAAUGAUGCUUCUCUGAGCGGAUUGGAUUGUGUAAUGUUCACUUGGCUUAGUAUUAAUGAUGAUGGAAGCUUGUUAGUUGAAUCAAGGGUUAAGCCAAUAAUGUUUGACCAAAUUAGAGCAGCCCAGCUAGAAGAUGAAAAGUUGAUGAAGAGAAAAAAGAUAGUACGAAAUGGUAUGGUAGAAAAUUUUAGUGUUGAUGAACAUGAUUGUUUGAGGUUCCAAAAUCGGCUUUAUAUUCCAACUACUUCUGAGUUAAAAGAUUUGAUUCUCCAAGAAGCACACGAUGGUACUUUUACUUUACACCCUGGUGGAACAAAAAUGUAUCGGAAUUUACGGGAGUUAUACUGGUGGCCAGGGAUGAAGAAAGAUUUAGUUGAAUUUGUUGGUAUCGCCUUGGAUGAAGGUCUUGAGGUUUGGCCGAAAAGGAAAAUUGUGUCUCGUUAUAUUGGGUUGUAUGAGAUUAUAGAAAGGAUUGGACCGGUUGCUUAUCGAUUAGCUUUGCCUCUAGAGUUACAGAAGAUUCAUGAUGUUUUCCAUGUUUCUAUGCUUUGGAGAUAUAGAUCGAAUCCUUCUCAAGUUAUUCCCACUGAAGACAUCGAAAUUUGA